AUGACUGUUCUCAGCACCUUGACUCCUGUCCCCUCGGAUGAGAUCUUCGAUCUGAACCGUGCCUACGCCAAUGACUCUUUCCCUCAAAAGGUCAGCCUGGGAGUUGGUGUCUACCGCACUGACGAUGGCAAGCCCUGGCCUCUUCCCGUCGUGCGUGAGGCUGAGAAGCAGCUCCUGGCUGAAGACAGUCUUUUCAGACAUGAAUAUACCGCCAUUGAGGGUGACAUUCCUUUCGUUGGGAUGGCUCGCGAUCUGAUGUUUGGCUUUGAAGGCAAGGCCGACGAAACUGCCGCCAAGGGAAGAAUCGCGUCUGUUCAGACCGUCGCUGGCACUGGAGCGAACCACUUGGGUGCUCUCUUCCUGGCCAUGCACAUGAAGCCCAAGAAUGUCUGGCUUUCCAACCCGUCCUGGGCUAACCACAUGACUAUCUGGGAAUUGGCGGGUGUCCCCAGAAAGACUUACCCUUACUACAAGCCGGCAACUCGCUCCUUCGACUUUGAGGGCAUGAUGUCCACUCUCGAGGCAGAGGGUCAGGAGGGCGAUAUCAUUCUCCUCCAUGCUUGCGCGCACAACCCCACUGGACUCGACCCUACCAAGGAGCAGUGGAAGGCCAUUGCAGACAUCUGUGAGCGCAAGAAGCUGUUCCCGUUCUUUGACUCUGCGUACCAGGGUUUCGCUUCCGGAUCCGUUGAGGAGGAUGCCUGGGCGGUUCGCUACUUCUUCAACGAGAAGCCGUCGAUGGAAAUGUGCGUUGCCCAGAGUUUCUCCAAGAACUUUGGUCUCUAUGGCCAGCGCGUUGGCGCCUUCCACUUUGUCUUGGAAAAGGAUGGCCAGAAGAAGGGCGACCAGAACAUGAGAGACAUGGUCGUCAACAACCUCUGCCACAUCAUUCGGGGAGAGUUCUCCAUGGGCCCUACCGCGGGUUGCAGCAUUGUGAAGAAGGUCCUCACCGACGAGUCGCUUGCUGCUCAGUGGCACGAGGAUCUGAAGGUGAUGAGCUCUCGGAUCAAGUCCAUGAGACAGGCUUUGUACAACGAGCUUGUCAGACUGCAGACCCCUGGAACCUGGGAACAUAUUAUCCAACAGAACGGAAUGUUUUCCUACACUGGCCUCACUCCCAAACAGGUCUACUCCCUCAAGGACAAAUACCACAUCUACAUCCUCAAGUCUGGCAGAGCUUCCAUCAGCGGUCUGAGCGAAAAGAAUGUCGCCUACGUCGCACAAGCCAUCGACGAGGUCGUCCGAAACGUCGACUAA
This is a messenger RNA of Aspergillus wentii DTO 134E9, 1257 nucleotides long. RefSeq names its product putative aspartate transaminase. The record is from RefSeq and is a predicted model, not a curated record. The transcript is spliced from 3 exons. The coding region runs from base 1 to 1257 and encodes 418 amino acids. Gene Ontology annotation, molecular function: pyridoxal phosphate binding; L-aspartate:2-oxoglutarate transaminase activity. Lineage: Eukaryota; Fungi; Ascomycota; Eurotiomycetes; Eurotiales; Aspergillaceae. Gene Ontology annotation, biological process: L-aspartate biosynthetic process. Gene Ontology annotation, cellular component: cytosol.